GAUGAGUUGGCCGUGCUACCGGAACCAAAACUGAAUCGUUCGCAUACGGAUCCUGCGUUUGCCGCAGUUAGCAAGACCGUGAUACCGGGUACAAGAAACGAGGAGAGUACGCGCGUCAGUGAAUUGCCGCCGCCAGCAACAUCACAGGUCAGCGUAAUUAUCCGGCUUAUGAACAACUUGCGGGGGAAAUACACCAGCAAGAAGGAAGAAAAUGUUGCUUGGCUUUGUGUUUGA
Molecule: messenger RNA, 234 nt
Organism: Gongylonema pulchrum
Lineage: Eukaryota; Metazoa; Nematoda; Chromadorea; Rhabditida; Gongylonematidae
Source: the annotation of a GenBank genome assembly